AUGGCGCAGCAACAUAUUCAAGUAGACAAGAAAAAGCUCUGCUGUUCGAUCUGUUUGGAUCUGCUGAAGGAUCCGGUGACUAUUCCCUGUGGACACAGCUACUGUAUGAACUGUGUUAAACAUCACUGGGAUGAGGAAGAUCACAAGAAAACCCACAGCUGCCCUCAGUGCAGACAGACCUUCACACCGAGGCCUGCUCUGGUUAAAAACACUGUCUUGGCAGAGUUAGUGGAGGAGCUGCAGACGACUGAACUCCAAGCUGAUCACUGCUACGCUGGACCUGGAGAUGUGACCUUUGAUGUCUGCACUGGGAGGAAGCUGAAAGCUACCAAAUCCUGUCUGGAGCGUCUGGUCUCUUACUGUGGGCAACACCUCCACCCUCACUAUGAAUCCCCUGCCUAUAAAAAACACAAGCUCAUCAAACAAUCGAGGAAGCUCCAGGGGAACAUCUGCUCUUGUCACGGUAAAGAGUUGAAGCUUUUCUGCUGCACAGACCAGAAGUGUAUCUGCCUUCUCUGCGCAGUGUAUGAACACAAACACCACGACAUGAUCUUGGCCUCGGAAGAACGCAGUAAAUGGGAGGGGGAGCUUGUUUCAAGUCAACAAAAGAUUAAAAAGAGAAUCCAGGACAGAGAGAAUGAUUUGAAGGUGCUUCAGCAUGAGAUGGAUGCCAUCAAUUAUUCUGCUGAUAAGGCUCUCAAGGAAAGCGAGGAGAUCUUUACUCAGUUGCUUCAUCUUAUCAACAACAUGAGCUCCGAUGUGAAGUUGCAGAUUAAAUCCCAGCAGAAGACAAAAGUCAGUCGAGCCAAAGAGCUUCGAGCCAAGCUGCAGCAGGAGCUCAGGUGGCUGAGGAGGAGAGAUGCUGAGCUGGAGCAGCUGUCACAUACAAAAGAUCAUGCAACGUUUAUUCAAAAUUACUCCUCUUUGACAUGCAUAAAUCAGGGAGCCGACCCACGCAGGAUUAGCAUGCAUCUUCUGCAGUACUUCGAGGAUGUGACACUAGCUGCGCACAAGGCCGAAGAAAAACUACACGUGAUUCUUACUGAUACUUCCACCAAAAUCUCACUGAUAGAGAAAGAAGUUAGUGUUUCAGUACCAUCAGGAGAGCCUAAGACCCGAGCAGAAUGUUUACAACACUCACAAGUACUCACACUGGAUCCAAACACAGCAAACACACACUUGUCACUAUCUGAGGGGAACAGAAAAGCAACUGUGAUGAGUGAAAAACAGUUAUAUCCCAGUCAUCAAGACAGAUUCACUGACAUGUUUCAGGUCCUGAGCAGAGAGAGCCUGAGUGGACGUCAUUACUGGGAGGUGGAGAAGAAGUCAUUUGAAGUUUCAAUAGCGGUUACCUACAAAGAUAUCAGAAGAACAGGGUAUGAAAGUGGAUUUGGAAAUGAUGACAAGUCCUGGGCUUUAGAGUGUUUUAAUAACAGUUAUCAGUUCAGACACAAUGCCACCAGCACUUUAAUCAGAGGCCCUCAGUCUUCCAGAAUAGGCGUGUACCUGGAUCACACUGGAGGUAUUUUGUCCUUCUACAGCGUCUCUGACACGGUGACUCUCCUCCACAGAGUUCAGACCACAUUCACUCAUCCGCUGUAUCAGGGUCUUGGUGUUUUUGCUUCUUCUGAUGCUGCUGCUGCUGCUGAGCUGUGCGAGCUAAAAAAAAUACUAGUGCCUGUAAGUCCUGUGUAA
Messenger RNA from Pelmatolapia mariae (spotted tilapia), 1695 nucleotides. RefSeq names its product E3 ubiquitin/ISG15 ligase TRIM25-like. The transcript has a single exon. NCBI's taxonomy places the organism in Eukaryota, Metazoa, Chordata, Actinopteri, Cichliformes, Cichlidae. Bases 1 to 1695 code for a protein of 564 amino acids. The record is from RefSeq and is a predicted model, not a curated record. Gene Ontology annotation, molecular function: protein binding; zinc ion binding.